CUCUCUCUCUAAAUAUACUUACAGCUACUGUUUGGGCGGAAAUCAUUUUUGCGCUCCCCUCCCCUCCGCUUAACGACAAUUUGUGUAAAAUUAGUAUUUUAGUACUUUAGUAUCGGUGUGUUUUGACUCGCUCUUCUAUUACACAUGCAACUGGUUGAAUAUACCAUAAAGAGUGAAAGGAGGGGAAGGGAAUGUAAAAAUUGUUAAACCUUCACGAAAUCGAUACGCGAAAUCGAUACGCAACGUGCUUGCGUGUAUUUCAUCGCUGAUACAAAGACUGCUAUCGCUGUCUUGCCACAACGAUAUGGUAUAUUUUGCAACUGUCCGGUUCAAAGCACGGGGAGCGUUGAUAAGUAUAAUUUUCGCAACACGGCUCUAAACGCAACCUUUACAUACACAACGUGUACAGUGUUAGACUUAUCGUAGAAAAAAAAUAUAUCAUUCGUUCGGUGUUCACCGAGUUGAAACCAUACGGUAUGUACAUUUGAGUUGCUCGGAACGUGAGUUUCUGUCUCGCUUAAACCGAAUGUAGAACUGUUAAUUUUACAUACACGCGACACGAAGCGUGUAUUUUUAAUAGCGCGUAACAAAAAUCGAGACAUUUGGACCUUGCUGUUUGGAUCUGAGCCUACACAUCUCCGGAUAGUACUAAACUUUAUAUCAGUAUAUGCGAAAUUUUCCAAACAAAAGCGGAACGAGACACGUGUGGUGUUGGGAUUUAUACGAGUGAACGGAGAGAAAGUGACACUUUUUUUUUCUCUUUUUCUUUUUUCUUUUUCUCGCGGCUUUCAACGUCAAGGUCGUGUGGCAGUAACAUCAAGUCGGACGGUGCAAUAAUUUGAAACGAAACAGAAAUAACACUUCCUUCCGUUUUGUAAUUUGUCGCGCACUGAUGCGCGUGUGCACUCUCCAGCAGCACAAGUUCUUCGAAAACGGACAAACCUGAUAAUCCAAAGGCGAGGACAAACGUACGUACGUUUUCCCUCGAGAGGAGAAUCAAGCUUUCUUCGUCUCUGUCUGUCUCUGUAUAUUAUUCUUCUUCCGUUCUUUUUUCAUAUCUUUCUUCGAACAAAAGUUCGUCACUUUGGAAGUGGACUAACUGGCCAGUGUUCAAUGUUUUUGUUCUUAUAUAAGAACGAAGCGACAGAUCCGAAAGUACGGGAGAGAGGAGUCGUCUGAGUUGAUAUGACGAACCGGCUGUGGAAAGCGUUGUCGCGUAGACGCAUCGAGAAGAAUGCAGAGGGGAAAGGUGAACUAGCACGGGUGCUUGGUUUAUUCGAUCUAACUGCGCUCGGCGUGGGUGCGACUCUUGGUUUAGGCGUUUACGUGCUCGCUGGAAGCGUGGCCAAAGACACAGCCGGGCCUGCCGUUUGUAUCUCUUUCCUCAUAGCCGCCGUCGCGUCCGCUCUUGCGGGUAUGUGCUACGCGGAAUUCGCAUCGAGAGUACCAAAGGCUGGCUCAGCGUACGUUUACAGUUAUGUAACAGUAGGCGAGUUUGUUGCUUUCGUCAUAGGAUGGAAUUUAAUUCUAGAGUAUGUAAUUGGUACUGCGAGCGUAGCUCGAGGUCUCAGUAAUUAUGUCGAUGCACUUAUAGGAAAUGUCAUUGGUAAUACUAUGCGUUCCUUCAUGCCUAUAGAUGUGUCCUUUCUGUCGGAGUAUCCGGAUUUCUUCGCUUUUGCGAUGGUAAUGCUGUUAGUAGCGCUACUGUGCGUAGGAGUGAAGGAAUCGUCCAUCUUAAAUAACGUAUUUACCGUUAUAAACUUGACAACAAUCGCGAUCAUUAUUGUCGCAGGAUCGAUAAAAGCGAAUCCAUCCAACUGGUCGAUCGCGCCCGAGAACAUUCCAGGUACCGUGAAGAACGCUGGUACCGGUGGAUUCAUGCCAUUCGGUGUCGGCGGAGUAAUGGUCGGAGCGGCAAAAUGUUUUUACGGAUUCGUCGGAUUCGACGCUGUCGCUACCACCGGCGAGGAAGCGAAAGACCCACAGCGUCAUAUUCCUCUAGCGAUCGUACUGUCCUUAAUCGUUAUAUUCGUAGCGUAUUUCAGUAUCUCGACGGUCCUAACGAUGAUGUUGCCUUAUUACGCUCAGAAUGCGGACGCGCCGUUUCCACACGCGUUCGAUGAGAUCGGAUGGCCUGCCGUUAAAUGGAUCGUCAACGUAGGUGCGGUAUUCGCGUUGUGUACCAGUCUCUUGGGCGCUAUGUUCCCACUGCCCCGCGUACUGUACGCCAUGGCAAGCGAUGGAAUAAUAUUCAAGACUCUCUCCAAGGUCCAUCCCAAAACUAUGACGCCUAUACGCGGUACGGUGCUGUCUGGUCUACUUAUCGGUCUUAUGACGCUCAUUUUUAACUUGCAACAGUUGAUCGACAUGAUGUCUAUCGGUACUUUACUCGCGUAUACAAUAGUAGCGAUAUGCGUAUUGGUGUUGAGAUAUCAAAAGGAGGAGAAUUCUUGCAACGCUCAUACUGCGCCGACACUGAGCAAUUGUCAAUUUGUAUCUGUAAAUCUAUUUAGAGAACUGUUCAAUUUGCACAAUCAAAAGGAACCGACAGAGCUUACCAGCAAGAUCGCCAAUAUCAGCAUCGCUUUAUUCUGUAUUGUUAUAUGUAUUAUCGCAUUUUUGACCAGCAACAUGGGCACACAAUUAGUCGCUGGGGACGCGAUAGUAUCUGUGAUACUAGUUAUACUCGUGACGGUUCUUUUUCUAAAUAUAGCGGCAAUCGGUAGGCAACCGGUACAGAAGAUUCAGCUGUCUUUCAAGGUACCUCUCGUCCCGCUUGUUCCGUGUCUCAGUAUUUUUAUAAAUGCAUAUUUAAUGUUACAACUGGAUGUUUUUACAUGGAUUAGAUUCGCAGUUUGGUUGUUGAUCGGCUUCUGUAUUUAUGGUUUUUACGGAAUCAACCAUAGUGAACAAGGGAAGAAAAAUAAGGCGGAAAGUGACAAAUUGCAAGAAAAAUGUGUGGAGAAAUUUCGAAUAUUGAUCACACAUCCGUAGAAACUUAUGCGAGGAAAAAAU
This is a messenger RNA of Harpegnathos saltator (Jerdon's jumping ant), 3015 nucleotides long. It is a transcript of the gene slif, whose product is annotated as cationic amino acid transporter slimfast. Gene Ontology annotation, molecular function: L-ornithine transmembrane transporter activity; L-lysine transmembrane transporter activity; L-arginine transmembrane transporter activity. The transcript is spliced from 12 exons. Gene Ontology annotation, biological process: L-ornithine transmembrane transport; L-arginine import across plasma membrane. The record is from RefSeq and is a predicted model, not a curated record. Lineage: Eukaryota; Metazoa; Arthropoda; Insecta; Hymenoptera; Formicidae. Gene Ontology annotation, cellular component: plasma membrane. Bases 1186 to 2994 code for a protein of 602 amino acids.